GAUUAUUCGAAAAAAAGAGAAAUAUUAAAUAAAUUGUUCAUUCCGAUACCUGAGAUAUAUAUCCGUUAUUUAUACAACCUGACUGAUCGAACGGAUAAACCAAACAUGAUGGACAUACGAACUGCUGUUGCUACAAAUAUUACUAAUGUUGAUCAACAUGAUAAUGUAGUUGAUCAAUCAUCACCACCACCACAACCACCAAAUCAAUCACAAUCAAUUAAAUCGAAUCUGAAAUUCAAUAUCGAUGGAUUAAUUGGUACUAAUAAUAAGAAUACAUCAUCAUCAUCAACAACAACAACAACUACCACUACUGCAACUAGCAAUCAACGUUCAGAUAUUAAUGUCGGCAAUAGAAAUGAUUUAAAUUUAACAAAUACUUCAUCAUCACCAUCACCACCAUCAUUAUUAUCGAAUAAUCAUAAUUUGAAUCACCAAACACAAGCACAUGCAAUGGCACAAGCAUUUUUUCAACGAAUAUUACCCGGUGUUGGUUCUGGUUUACAAAAUAAUAAUUUUUUACCACCAGGUAAUAGUAUUGGUGGUGGUGCUGCCAACACAUUCAAUACAUUGAAUCCAUUUGUUGGUAUUCCACCAUCACAUCAUCAUCAUCAACAACCACAAACGGUAGUCGGAAAUCAUCUUCCACCACCACCACCACCACCAUCAUCAUCAUCAACAGCAAAUAUGCCGCAUCCAAUACCACAACCGGCUAUAUCACAUCAACAUCCAUCAACAGUAAUUGGUGGUUCCAAACCAAAAGUUGCUACACCUGCUGUUGUUGCAAAAAUUGAACAAUAUAAACGUGAAAAUCCAACCAUAUUUGCAUGGGAAAUACGCGAACGUUUAAUUUCUGAAGGCGUAUGUACUAACAGUACAGCACCAUCGGUAUCUAGUAUAAAUCGUAUCUUAAGAAAUCGUGCUGCUGAACGUGCAGCCGCAGAAUUUGCACGUAAUUAUCAGAUUGCAGCUGCUGCUACGGCCGUACAUUAUCAACAACAACAACAACAAUCAUCACCAACAACAACAACACCUGUAUCUGUGAAUUCAGCCACCCCCACCACUACCACUCCCACACCUAAUGCUGUAGCAGCAACAAAUCCACCAUCCGGUCCAAAUGGUAUACUUCCGGCAGCAGCAGCAGCCGCCGCCGUUGCAGCUACAGGUGUUAAUCCAUUAUUAGCUGCUUCAAAUCCAUUAUAUGCAGCAUGGAUGGCUGCAGCUACAUUUGGACAGACGAAUGGUGGUAGUGAAUCACCAAAUGGUCAAACAACAAAUAAACCACCGAUAAUACCUAUGCACUCAUAUCCAAAUGGCGAUAAUUUUCAAAUUACACAACAGAAAUUAGCACAAUUUCUUCCACAACAACAAUUACAUCAAAUGUUAGCAAUGGCAGCAAUGGCUAAUAAUGGAAAAUUAUCACAGAAUGAUCCAUCAUUGAUGAAACAACAGCAACUACAACAGGAAAACAAUGUUAAACAAAAACCAUUAUGGAAUCCAUCGAUUAAAACAGACGAAUCACAACCAUCAUCAAUGAAUAAAGACAAUCUACAACCGGACAUCAACAACAGCGACGACAAAAUCGACGAUAAUCGUCAUCGUGAUCUAGAAAAUUAUGAAGAUAGUCAUAAAAAUAAUAAUGAUAAUAAAAGACAAAAUGGAUCAAUUGAUUAUCGAUCACCAGAAUCAUCAUUAUGUAAUGGAAAAUCAUCACCAUCGCAGCAACAACAAUCUCCCGAAAAUUCGAUCCAAGAUUCAUUGCUAUCAAAUCGUCAUGUAGCGACAUAUCCGAAUGCCGCCCAUCAACCAUCACUACCAUUGCUGCCCCCACCACAUCCUCAUCAUUUAAAUGCAUUUGCUACAGCUAUGGGCAUCAAUAAUCCUGCAGCAGCAGCCGCUGCUUUUGCUGCUGCUGCUGCCGCAGCUGCAACUGGACAUGAUCCAACCGGAAAUCCCGCUAUAUUAACCGGACAUCCUGGUCAUCAUCAUCAUUCUCAUCAUCAUCAUCAUUCAUUAUUAUCAGCAGCGGCUGCUGCAAAUGCAACAAAAUUUCGUCGUAAUCGUACAACAUUUUCACAUGAACAAUUAGAAGUAUUGGAAGAAGAAUUUGAACGUACACAUUAUCCAUGUGUAACAACACGUGAACGUUUAGCACAGGCUACAUCAUUAUCUGAAGCUCGUGUACAGGUCUGGUUUAGUAAUCGUCGGGCUAAAUGGCGUCGUCAUCAACGUAUGAAUGCAAAUCAAUCGAAAUACAUUGGUAGUGGUGUUGGCAACGAAAAUUCUGAUGAUGGUUCACCUGAUUAUUAUCGACAACAACAUGAAAGUUAUUAUAUUCAUGGUGAAUCGAAUCAUUCUUCAUCGAAUGGUUCACCACGACAACAAAAACAAUCAUCAACAACAAUCGAUGAUCAUAAACGACAAAGACGACAACGACAAAAUGAUUUUAAUGAUAAUGAUUCAAUAAUUGAUGAUGAUGGUUCAGAAUUGAUGAUUGAUAUGACAUCGAAUGAUUCUUGUGAUUCAUUCGAUUCAUUUCAACAACAACAACAAAAACAUCAACGUCGACGAUCAUCAACAACAAUAAUCGAUAAUAAUAAUCAAAUGAAUGGACAAAAUAAUGUCGAUUCACCAUACCAUAUUAUAAACCACGAUGAUGAUGAUAAAUCCAUCAUAGAUUCACCACCACCAAAAACAACAGAAACAUCAACAUUAACAACAUAUCCAACGACGACUAAUCAAUUUGCUGCAGCAAUGUUUGGAUCUCCUCAUAAUCAUCAUCAUCAUCAUCAUCAUCAUAAUUCUCAUCUAUUUCCACAUCAUCCGGGUAUUUCGAUUCCAAUUCCUACUUCCACAUCAUCAUCAUCAUCAUCAUCAUCAACAACAACAUCAACACAUCAAACAAAUUCAAUAACAACAGCGAUGAAUCCAUUCAUUGGUUAUGGUCCCGGUCAUUUAGAUAUAUCAUUAUAUCAAUAUAAUCAGGCAUUAUUAGCUGCUGGAUUUCAUUCGAAUCCAUUUUUAAAAUUUACACAAUCAAAUUCAUUUGACUCACAACAACAACAACAACAGCAACAACAACAAAUGAAUGGUGUGGAAAAUAAUAAUUCCACCAAUAAUACAAUCAAUUCUGCUUUUAGUAAAGUUAACUAAUUUUAUA
This is a messenger RNA of Dermatophagoides farinae (American house dust mite), 3157 nucleotides long. Lineage: Eukaryota; Metazoa; Arthropoda; Arachnida; Sarcoptiformes; Pyroglyphidae. The record is from RefSeq and is a predicted model, not a curated record.